Morone saxatilis (striped sea-bass) is the source of this 2304-nucleotide messenger RNA. RefSeq lists its product as uncharacterized. Gene Ontology annotation, molecular function: protein binding. NCBI's taxonomy places the organism in Eukaryota, Metazoa, Chordata, Actinopteri, Moronidae. The record is from RefSeq and is a predicted model, not a curated record.
UCAUCACGCCAGUCUCCAUCCUCAGGUCACCCCACGCCGCUUAAGACACAGACAGAGCUACAAGUCUGCCGUCUCUUAUGAUGAAGAUGAGGAGGAAGAGGAGGAGGUUCCAAUGAGGCGAGGUUCAGCAGGAGGAGUGUGGCCCCUGAGCGCUCCUCUCGGUGAUAAGGGGAGGGCCAUGUUUGCCUCCUCGCCGUGCAUCCUAGACCAGCCUGCUCCUCCCUCUGUCUCCUCCUCCUCCUCUUCAUCAGAAAGGAACCACCCGAAGAUUUACAUCCAGGAUGUGAAAGGGGAAGUGCUGCCCCCCGGUGGCCCAGGCUGGGGCCUGGAGUCAGGAGUGGGGCAGAGAGGACAGUUGGCCGGGCCUGGGCUGGAACCUGGAUUUGUUCUGGGGGAGUCCACCAGACGCAGCCUGCCUCUAGAGGCGGAGCGAUACGUGGAGCCUCACGGCGAUGUCCACAAGGGCCGCAGAUACUCGCAGCCUGCGGGUGUCCAACCAGGGCCCAGAGAGGGGCCCAGAGAGGGGCCCAGACAGGGGCCGGAUCCAAACCAAAGGACGUGGCUGUCGUCCAGCCACAGCAGCAUCUUCUCCCCCUCGUCUGACGCAGGCGUCUCCAGCAGCGACGGCUCCCCCGGAGGACCGGGGUGGAACAGCGAGUAUCUACAGGCCAGAACAGGUACGACUGGAGGCAAGGCCAAAAUCCAGGAAGUACUGCAGCGCGCCCAGAGGACCAAACCCCAGUCUGUGACACAUGAUGCUGACAGUAAGACCACGGCGCCUUGGCAUCACUCUACAGGCCAUCUCCAUGACGACCAGGAGUCUAAAGCUCCUUUGUCACCAUUCCAUCACUCAGCUGACCAUCUCCAUGACAACCAGGAGCCCACAGCUCGUGUGUUGCCGUGGCACCACUCCACAGGUGAUCUCUGCGACGACUGCGAGGACGCAGAGUCGAGUGAAGGCUCCACCUCCACACCGCCGCCACGACUGCGUCCGACGGUCGCCAGGCACCUCAGCAGCCAGUUGAGGAGCAGGAUGUGCCGCAGCCUGGGAGCCGACCUCGACCAGGUCCUGCAGGGGGAGACGAGGGGGGGAGGAAGUGAGGCGGCCCGUCUGAACCGCCUCCACCUGAUCUCGUCCUCGCUCAGCCUUCACCACAACCUGUCAUCCUCUUCGCUGUCGUCCUGCUCCACGCCGCCUCGCUGCCGCAGCCUCGCCGACAUGAUCGAGGGGGUGGAGGGGAAAGGGAGGAGGAGCCUCCCCGCCGCCUCCGCUUCCACUGCUCAUCAUGAAGGCUCCAGUAGGCAGUCUCUGGUUCCUCUGGAGCCCAAGGAGCACGCCUGGCUGGUGAAGGGGGCGGCGGGUGCCUGGCCCGACAUCUACUCGCUGUUCAGAGAGGACUCGUCCCUGCUCAACAGACGAGACUUCAUCUCCGGGUUCACGGUGCUGCACUGGAUCGCCAAACACGGUGACCACAGAGUCCUCAACACUUUAUGGUAUGGAGUUGAAAAGGCUGGUUUGACCUUCGACAUAAACGCCAGGUCAACAUGCGGCCACACGCCUCUCCACAUUGCCGCCAUCCAUGGCCACAAGAGCAUAAUGCGGUUGCUGGUAAGCAAGUUCAAUGCCGAUGUGAAGCUGAGGGACACGGCGGGAAAAAAGCCCUGGCAGUACCUGAGCCAGGCCGCGCCGUCUGAAGUCUUCCAGCUGCUGGGGGCUCCUUUGCGGGCUGCUGGGAGAGGAGAGGGAGGAGUCGAGGGAGUAGACUCCAGCUGGAAACCAGAACAGCAGCAACGGCGCCGGCGCCGGCAUCACUUUUCUACGGCUUCCUCGGGGCAGAGGCCGCUGACCAGCACGACGAAGGUCAAAAGGUCAACGUCGAUCGCUGCGUUCCUCAAACACAAAUCUCUGCAUCGGUUUCACGAACAUCAGUCUGACUCCUCCGUUUAAAGCCUCACUGAUGGAUUCAGUUGGAUUUGUGUGGAGGAUUCUGAAACCUGAUGGUUUACUCUCCACUCGACUGAACAACUGUUUGCUGACUGGCUUAUACACACUGACCGGUAACUCACUGAUUGGGCAGUUUUGAAGAACGUCAUCCUGCAUCAUCCGACGUGGGGAAAAUUCUGGUAAUUGACAGCUGAUCAUUGCUGCACUUCAGUGCUUCUCAUAAUAACUUAUGAGGAGCAUUAUUAGUAUCGACCGCAUGUUAUGAAACAGGUAGAGAGGAUGAGCAGCAGUAUUACAGUGGGCGCAUGUUUACUCACCCAGACUUAAUGAACUGCCGCUACUCAUGCGCAUGUGUGUCA